Messenger RNA from Rosa chinensis, 3206 nucleotides. RefSeq names its product splicing factor U2af large subunit A. Gene Ontology annotation, cellular component: U2AF complex; nuclear speck; U2-type prespliceosome. Gene Ontology annotation, molecular function: pre-mRNA 3'-splice site binding; poly-pyrimidine tract binding. Bases 281 to 3049 code for a protein of 922 amino acids. The transcript has 10 exons. Lineage: Eukaryota; Viridiplantae; Streptophyta; Magnoliopsida; Rosales; Rosaceae. The record is from RefSeq and is a predicted model, not a curated record.
UAGGUUUUCCCAUAAUUCCUAUAAUUUCUCAAUUUCAUUUUCACUCUCACUUCUACCAAAGCAAAGCACACCACUUCCGCUUCCUCUUCUUCCUCCUCUUCUUCCCGCUAAACCCUUCACAACGAGUAACUUCGCCGCCAGAUCUUCGCCCCCGAAAGUGAUACUUACUUUGAUGUACACACCAUAGAAAAUGAGGUAGAAACUGAGCUCUUUCCUUACUGUUAACUGUUUUCAAUUGUUCAGUUAGAACCUCGGUUUUCGUUGUAUUGCAUUUACAACGAUGAGCACAUCAUCUAGUCGGCGGCAUGAAAAGAAAGUGCAUGACCACGAUGAAGAAAGUGCCGCUAGGACAAGGCCUUUCGGCCAUGAAGAGAUUAUGCUUAGGAGGAAGGAUAAGAAGUUGUGUGAUAAUGUUGUGGCGGAAGCGGUUGAUUUAGGGGAUGUACUGGGGGAAGGUAGUGUCGAAAAUGUUUCAGAGGCUUUUGAAUCCAAAAGGGGUGAGAGACGGCAUAAAGAUUUGGCCCCUGUUGUUGAAAAGCCUUUGUCGGAGGAGAGAGUGAAGGAAAGCUCCAGAAAGAAAGAAACGUAUAGUUCUAAGAGUACUAAAGUGGAAGACGAUGUUGUUAAAGGGAAAGUUAGAAGAAGCAAUGAGUCGGAGAGCUUGAAGGAUAAGCCAAAAAAAGAUACAAGAAGUGAAGCUAGAGGAGACAAAACUGACAAACAAGUACAUGGUAGGAGGAAAAUUGACAAGGACUCGAUUGAUGAGUCCGUAAAGAAGCAGUCAAGAGAUUAUUCAACAAGAAAAGAAAGACAUUUGGACCAAAGUAGAGGAGAACAUGAAAGAGAAACCAAGAGAAAAUACCAACACGAAAAUGAUGACAAAAUCAGAGACAGAAGUGCUGCAAAGAAACAUGAUUCAGGAAAGCUUCGCGCUUUAGAAAUUUCAGAGAGAAAGGAGAGGACAGAAUCAUCAAAAUCACGCUUUGAAGAAUCAAGACACAAAAGGGGAAGAUCGAGGAGUAGAGACCGCAUGGAUAGACAUAGGUUAAGUUCUCGGUCACCAAGGGCACACAAACAUACAUUAAAUAAUUUGGGGCCUCGCAGCGUUAUAUCAUCAUAUUCUCCCAAAGAUAGGUCUGGAAGACAGCAUUUGGAUAUUGAUAGUAGCAGAGUGUCUACUAAUGGCUCAAGCAGCCAUUAUCAGCGACGUGUUGAGUCUGCGAAUAGACUUGGUGGCUAUUCCCCUAGGAAGAGAAGGACUGAGUCUGCUAUUAAGACUCCAUCCCCACCCGAUCGUUCACCUGAAAAGAAAAAUGCCAGGUGGGAUCUCCCCCAUGCAUCAACUGACAAGGCAUUAUCUAGUUUGGUUGCUUCUCGUUUUCAGUCAUCAAACAGUAAUGUAUCCUCAAAUGUACAUGGGAUGACCAUUGCUGUUGCUGUUGCCUCAACCGCCACAACAUCUAUUCCUGGAGUUUCUCCCAAUUCUAUAUUGACUAAGAAGAAUGCUUCCGUUGACUCCGUGCAAUUAACACAAGCUACCCGGCGUAUGAGGAGGCUUCAUGUAGAAAAUAUUCCAUCUACAACCUCUGAAAACACUUUGGUAGAAUCUCUUAAUAAAUUUUUGUUGUCUUCGGGCGUAAAUCAUAUUCAAGGAACACAACCCUGCAUCAGUUGUGUGAUUAACAAAGAGAAGGGGCAAGCUCUUGUGGAGUUUCUUACACCUCAAGAUGCUUUGGCUGCUCUGUCAUUUGAUGGCAGUUCAUUCUUUGGUUCUAUUCUCAAAAUCAGGCGCCCUAAGGACUUUGUUGACGUUGCUACUGGUGACCCCGAGAAAUCAGUGGCUGCAGCUGAGAGUAGUGAGACAGUAAGUGAUGUUGUGAACGAUUCUCCUAACAAGAUUUUCAUUGGUGGGAUAUCAAAGGCUCUUUCCUCAGAAAUGCUUCUGGAAAUCAUUAGUGUCUUUGGACCUUUGAAGGCAUACCAUUUUGAGGCCAAUGAGGAACUUAAUGGACCAUGUGCUUUUCUAGAGUAUGUCGACCAGUCAGUUACUCUCAAAGCUUGUGCGGGUCUGAAUGGUAUAAAAUUAGGAGGGAGAGUGCUAACUGUGGUUCAGGCAAUUCGUAGUGGAUCAUCCAUGGUAAAUAGUGGAAAUGCAUCACUCUAUGCGAUCCCAGAACAUGCAAAGCCACUUCUCAAACAACCUUCACAUAUCCUGAAGCUUAGAAGUGUGUUCAAUCUGGAGCACAUGUCAUCACUGCCUGAACAAGAGAUUGAAGAAGUUCUGGAAGAUGUGCGAUUAGAAUGUGCCAGGUUUGGCAUGGUUAAAUCUGUAAAGAUUGUCAAGCAUGCAAACAAUCACAUUGUCACCACUAGAGCGUGUGAAGCUGUCAAUGAUGCAGAAUCUGGUGGGCACUGGCAAAAUUUAUGUUCUGAAGAAAAAGCAGCAAAAACAGAGACUUUGGACGAACAUAUUGAUAAUGACGGUAAGGAAACGAGUGGAGUGAAGCUUACAGGGGAACUUAAAGAAGAUGAAGUCCCAGAAAGUAAUUGCUUUGGUUAUGAUAAACCAGCAGGUGAUUUUGUAGAGGACAAGUCAUGUCAAAUGGGCCAACCAGAUAAAGAUAUUGAAAUCCAAGGAAGCAAUGACUUACCUAAUAGGGAACCCGAAGAACUCACCAACCUGCCAAACAGCAUGAAAGAUGCGUCAGAGUGUUAUGAUGAUAAAACUCCUGAAGUUACAACAGUAGAGAGUUCUAUUAUAGAGGAAGUUGAUGGUAAGAAACAACAGACUUUUGCUGGAACGGAUGACAAUGUGGGAACAGAAACAGAGUCUAUUCUGGAGAGUGGAACUAAGGAGCAGCAUAAUGGGAAGGAUAAUGAUUUUGAUCUGGGAAGCAUAUUCGAGCCUGGGUGUGUCUUUGUGGAGUUUGGGAGAUCAGAAGCCUCUUGGAUGGCAGCACAUUGUUUACAUGGGCGAGUUUUUGAGGAUCGGAUUGUGACAGUGGAGUAUAUCGCACCUGAUCAUUACAGGGCUGAAAUUUUAAACUGAGCAUAUACGGUUGCUAGUUAUAAUGCUUGAAUGCACUCUUCGGAUGAUAGUCAGUGAUCCAUUUUGGCUGGUUGCUAUGAUUGUUUCUUGUAUAUCCAUUUGGAAAAUCAAAAUUAGAGUUUGAUCGAGGAAAUCUUUAUUGAAAUAUUCAGUUGAA